AUGGAUAACUUGCGCCCCAAGUCACUGAUUUCUAAACAAGCGAUUGUGAAUUUGGGUGAGGAAUAUCUUCCAAGGCUCUCCAUAAAUUUGUUGAGGUUUCCUAUAUGUAAAACCCGAACUCUGCUUAAGGUGAUAGCAAAGAGUAUUGCUUUGGUGAAGAAGCAGCAGGAAACUCAAAGGGCAGAACUGACAAGCUCAGAGUUGGCCCUUUUUGAGGAUGCAGAGGUAGAACACUCCACUGCAGUUCCAGUACUUGCGGAACAAUCAGAGCAAUCUGCAUUAGAGCCUGUGGCACAGGCAGAACUUCCUGUUGCAGCUCCAGAACCUGAAAUGGAGGUAGAAUACCCUAUUGUUGUUCCUGAUCCUGAGGUGGAAAAAGAUAAAACUGCUGGGGUUCUGACUGUAGCAAUUAGUCCCCUCAAACCUCCUAUUGUGGUUAUCCAUUUCAUCCCUAGUAAACCAGCCACGACUUUAUUUGCUGCUCCAGAACUGGCAGAAUUUGAAGCCAUGGAUCUAGAUGCUCAGCUGGACAGGCUAGAGAAGCUCAGCUCUACUCCUAGUAAGGCUAAGUCCAAAGUAGUGGAUGAGGCAGUGGACGGAGUAAAAAUAUGGCAGUCAACCGAGCUGGAGUUGGAUGAGAAUAGAUAA
Prunus armeniaca (apricot) is the source of this 648-nucleotide messenger RNA. NCBI's taxonomy places the organism in Eukaryota, Viridiplantae, Streptophyta, Magnoliopsida, Rosales, Rosaceae. The record is from the annotation of a GenBank genome assembly.